Molecule: messenger RNA, 1578 nt
Organism: Babjeviella inositovora NRRL Y-12698
Lineage: Eukaryota; Fungi; Ascomycota; Pichiomycetes; Serinales
Gene: MED1
Product: Med1p
Exons: 1
Coding region: 1-1578 (525 amino acids)
Biological process (GO): regulation of transcription by RNA polymerase II
Cellular component (GO): mediator complex
Molecular function (GO): transcription coregulator activity
Source: RefSeq, a predicted model, not a curated record
AUGAGUAUGUCAGAGAUACAGACUCCUGCUCCACCAGAUGAGAUCGUACCCCAGUUGGAGCUCAUCUCAAAGACUUUGCAACGAUCCCCCAACUUCCAGUUAUCUCUCGAGACCGUUCAGAAAUUGGCCAGGUGGUUGAACUUCCAGGCUGAGACAAUCCCUGCUUCUGAUGGCUUCACAAAAACAUUGCAUGUGUCAGGGGCACUUAUUACCAUUGAUAUACACUUUAUAAGUGACCUGGAGGUGGGCAAGGUGAGUAUCGGGUUUCCCAGUUUAGAAAGCUCCACAGGUGCGUUUACUGCGUCGAUUGAAGCGAUUCUCCUCAGAAAUUUGUCCCAUACGCCUUUAGCCGACUUCCACUCCAAUCUCACCACGUUGUCACGCUUGGAUAGGCUCUCAAUCCAUAACUUUGACUUGUUCCACUAUUACGACAGCUUGUGCAGCUUCAUGGAACUGCUUCAAGCCUUACCCGAGAAUUUAAACGUGAACCACCAGCCGUUUGAGUACUGGGGCCACUUAGGAGCGAUGCAACUCAACUACAGUGACCAUUUGGGAUUGUACGUGACGUACUUCGAGACGGAUAAGCACAUUAACCGGUUAUUGUCUGAAGACCAGGAGGACCAACGCUUCAGAAUGCACCUUAACAUCGUCGAGGUCACGGAUACGAGCCCGCAGAGACCGUUUGCCAUCACCAAGAGCUUCGAGAUCGGCGAUGCAAUGUCUCACGAGGUUGUGGGGUUACAGGCGGGGAUAGAAUUCGAGCUCCAGCCCGUAGUGUACUUGCCCGAAUCACUUUUAAUUUCCUGGGGCAACGGUUACACAGGAGCCACUGACGUCCCUUCUGCAUACCAUAACUUUAUUGGCCAGCUUGUGGAUGUAAACUACUUGGAGUACAAGUUGCACCUUCCUUUGAACGAUGUCUUGGACUCAGACGACCCACUGGACUUCCGCAAAUUGGCUUUGCAGAUCAACUAUCUCUUUGACGGGUUGAAAAUAGUUCCGGUGAAGGCUGUCAACUUGCAAUUAUCGUGCUCAGUCAAGGACGCAUCAGGCCAGCUCUCUUCGUUUAUACGAAAUCUUCGUAACUGGAUCUUCUUGGGCAAUGUGUUGCGCAAUAUCCAGGUGUUUGUCAAGGAGCGGAGCGCCAAGAACAACUCAAACAUCCACCCAGGGUUCGAGACCAAGCCCACUUCCCCGGUUGUGCCCGAAAACCAAGGGGACGAUACUGAAAUCCUCUUGGCAGAUUUUCUCAGCGAAGCAGCGGCGGCUGGCGACGUGGAUGUUGAUAUGGUGACCGAUUCCCCUGCUGUCCCUACCAAUUAUAUGUGCCAGCUCUCGGUUCUCAAUAGCGGGGAAGGCUUACGCUUGCGGGUGCAAUACCAGAAUGGCACCGACGGGGACAUACUGAACGACUCGGCGAAGGCUUUCGACUGGGUCUUGGUCAUUAACGAUGGUGAGGUGACGGGGUGCGAAAGCAGUUCCACAAUGGAGAGUGACAGAGAAUUGCGCGACAAGGCCCAGUUCAUCAGGAUGUUGAACAGAACUGAGGAUUUGCUCGAAUGUUUAGCGUGGAUUUGA